Molecule: messenger RNA, 1366 nt
Organism: Ceratosolen solmsi marchali
Lineage: Eukaryota; Metazoa; Arthropoda; Insecta; Hymenoptera; Agaonidae
Product: Odorant receptor 2a
Exons: 7
Coding region: 1-1269 (422 amino acids)
Biological process (GO): detection of chemical stimulus involved in sensory perception of smell; sensory perception of smell
Cellular component (GO): plasma membrane
Molecular function (GO): olfactory receptor activity; odorant binding
Source: RefSeq, a predicted model, not a curated record
AUGAAGACUAAGAUUGCAAAUACUUCCAAAAAAGAGAAUUUAAAUUUUCAAAAUCAUAAGAUUGAUGGAUACAAUUAUGCGAUAGGACCAUGUCGCUUUCUUUUACGAUUACUUGGUGCUUGGCCUGAUUUUCAUUAUCAGAGGAGCUGGAUAUCAUUUAUAUGCAUUCUAAUAACAAUAAUUACCAUGUUACUGUUUUGUGUUAUUUCACAAUCAGUAAAAAUGUUUCUAUCUUGGAGAAAUUUCAAUCUAAUUAUAGAAAUUUUAAUCAACUGUAAUAUUCCUACGAUCAUCGCAACAACGAAAAUUUUUAGUAUUUGGUAUCAUAGAUACGUUUUAAAGGAUUUACUGCUUCAAAUUAUUGAAGAUUGGAAGAUGGUACAUGUUGAACAAGAAUUGAUAAUAAUGUGGACUAAUGCUAGGAUUAGCCGAAUUUUAUGUAUUGGGUGUAUUUUCAUGACUCAAGCAACACUUUUAUGCCAAUGUACUGUCGGUAUUUUUAAUAUUCUGUCUUAUAUUUCAAAUAUGAAUCCUAAUGAUACUAUGUCAAAACCUUUGUAUAUGGCGGGUUCAUUUCCUUACAAUGUUCAAGUAUUUCCAAAUUAUGAAUUAUCUAUAUUCGGCCAAAUACUUUCCAAUAUAUUUGCGUCAACUUCGUUUUCAUCUGUCGAUUCUUUUUUCAUUGUUCUUAUGUAUCAUCUUAUUGGGCAAUUGUCGCUUCUUAAAUUGGCAUUGUUCAAAUUACCAAAUAAAAUUGAAAAUGCAGAGGAUAAAAAAAUGUUUUUUGAUAAAUUUUCUUUACUUCAUAGGAGGCACAAUCAACUAUGCAGAUUUUCAAUGUCCAUAGAAGAGUCUUUUAAUAUGAUGUUUCUGAUACAAAUGGUACCUUGCUUUUUUGGUCUAUGUGUACUGCCUUAUAAACUCAUUCAGAUAAUUAGUGCCGACUAUAUAUCUAUUGUGGAAUUAAUUUUUGUUGUAUAUUUUUUCUUACUGUUUUUAUUUACUAAUUUUUUAUAUUGCUACAUUGCGGAAUUACUACAUGGAAAGAGCAUUGAAGUGAGUUAUGCAGUUUAUAAUUGUAAUUGGACUAUAUUACCGCCUAAGGAAGCAAGACUUUUCAUUUUCAUUCUAUUGCGAACACAAAUUCCUUUUGAAAUUACCAUAGGAAAAUUUACUACAUUUUCUCUACAAUUCUAUUGUCACAUUUUAAAGACAUCCGCUGGUUACUUGUCAAUGUUGCUUGCUGUGAGGAAUAGAAUGAAUUAUUGAAAUAUUAUAAAAAUCAUAAAUUCUAAACAUACUUCUAAACAUCAUUAUAUACUUAUCUUCAGUCUAGAUAAAUCUACGGCGGAUCAAGAUUUGAUAU